GGGGCGGGGCUGCACUGAGAAGCUGAGACGGCCGCGGCUGCUCGUCCUGGCUGGCGGGGCGGGGGUCUGGCGAUGGGGGCGGGAGGAACAACGGGCCGGUGAGCGCCGCGGCCGCCGUCCCCGCCGAGCUCGCGCGGGCAGCCGCUGCACCGUCGCUGCCGCCCGACCCCCUGAGAAGAGAACGUUGAAGCAGCCCUCCGCUAGCGGCCGCGGUGACAGCCCGGCUUCGGCGAGAUGAACCGUGGUGGCAGCAGCGCGUCGGCCUCGGCCAACUACCUGCUCUGCACCAACUGCCGGAAAGUGCUGCGGAAGUUUUUUAAGAAACUAACAUUUCUGUUUACCUGAGAAGAUCAUCUUACUUCCAACCAUAACUAUAAGAAGGAGAAGACAAAAGAAUUAGGGUGUCUCAACCCCUGACAAGAGGACCAAGUGCCUUUAUUCCAGAGAAGGAAGUUGUCCAAGCAAAUACGACAGAUGAACGAACAAACUUUCUUGUGGAAGAGUACUCUACAUCCGGUCGCCUGGACAACAUCACACAGGUGAUGAGCUUGCACACUCAGUACCUGGAGUCUUUCUUGCGGAGCCAGUUCUACAUGCUGCGUAUGGAUGGCCCCCUCCCCCUCCCGGACAGGCACUACAUUGCCAUCAUGGCUGCAGCCAGACACCAGUGUUCCUACCUAAUAAACAUGCAUGUGGAUGAAUUUUUAAAGACUGGAGGGAUUGCUGAGUGGCUCAAUGGCUUGGAAUAUGUACCACAAAGACUGAGAAAUCUUAAUGAAAUUAACAAGCUGCUGGCACACCGGCCCUGGCUGAUCACAAAAGAGCACAUUCAGAAACUUGUCAAAACUGGAGAAAAUAACUGGUCCCUGCCUGAGCUAGUGCACGCCGUGGUCCUCUUGGCUCACUAUCACGCUUUGGCCAGCUUUGUUUUUGGUAGUGGCAUCAAUCCAGAGAGAGACCCGGGAAUCGCCAAUGGGUUCAGACUAAUCUCCGUGAGCAGCUUCUGUGUGUGUGACCUGGCCAAUGACAACAGCAUCGAGAACGCCUCCCUGGCGGGCAACAACUUUGGGAUCGUGGAUUCGCUAGGUGAGCUAGAAGCCUUAAUGGAAAGGAUGAAAAGGCUUCAGGAAGACAGGGAAGAUGAAGAGACCUCUCGGGAAGAAAUGACCACGCGUUUUGAGAAGGAAAAGAAAGAAAGUCUCUUUGUCGUCCCUGGAGAGACUUUCCAUUCGUUUCCUCACUCAGAUUUCGAAGAUGACAUGAUUGUAGCAGCCGAUGUCUCUCGAUACAUCGAAGACCCAGGCUUUGGGUAUGAAGACUUCGCCAGGCGAGGGGAAGAACAUUUGCCGACAUUCCGAGCCCAGGACUACACCUGGGAAAAUCAUGGGUUCUCACUGGUGAACAGGCUUUACUCUGACAUUGGACAUCUCCUGGAUGAGAAGUUUCGAAUGGUCUACAAUCUCACCUACAACACAAUGGCCACCCAUGAGGAUGUUGACACGACCACGCUGCGCAGAGCUUUGUUUAACUAUGUUCACUGUAUGUUUGGAAUCAGGUAUGAUGACUACGACUAUGGAGAAGUUAACCAGUUACUCGAACGGAGCCUGAAGGUUUACAUCAAGACAGUGACCUGCUACCCUGAGAGAACCACAAAGCGCAUGUAUGACAGCUACUGGCGGCAGUUCACUCAUUCAGAGAAGGUCCACGUGAAUCUGCUUCUGAUGGAAGCACGGAUGCAGGCUGAGCUGCUUUACGCUCUGCGAGCCAUAACUAGGCAUCUGACCUGAAGCACCUACAGGAGGGUGUCAGCAUGCAUCAGGGCCUCUCACCUGGGACUCCCAUCAGAACUUGUUUGUGACGCAGCUCAGCAGUUACUCAGUUCUCUAGUGUCAAAGUAGAGCUGUCGGGGUUGUUGUUUUUGUUUUUUAUUUUAUUUUUGUUUUGUUCUUGUUGUUAGGGUUGCUUUGUUUUGUUUUGUUUUGAUUUUUUUUCCAGCUGUCAUGUGCAAUGGUGUGUUUUAUAUUUCUCAAUGCUUAACAUUGCUAACGAUUGCAAAAGUAACCCUGACGAGUACUACUUUACGUUGUUAAGAGUUGGAUUUUCAGAUCUGACCAUAAAUCAUGAACUGGUUUGUUAAUGCUUCACUUCAAUAUUUUGAAGUUCAUAUGUAUGUGUAUUAUUUUUCUUUACUUAAAAAAAAAUAAGGAAAAUGCUUACAGUUCGCUCAAGCAGUUGUUUUUCAGAUAUCAACAUUCAGCAAAGAAUUGGUGUCCUCUCCUGCUCUAAAAUCCCACACGUGUCCUGAGUCUGGGGAAAAGCAUGUGCUGCUGAAGCAAGCGCCUCAGGCACGGCCAUGUCCCCAGGAGAUCUCAGGCACUGUUCUGUUUUAGUUUUUCUGAUUUUCUUACACUGCUAUUGGCAAUAACGUGAAAUGUGAUACAGACAUCAUCCAUAAUUUAAUGUGAAAUUAAUUAUGAUGAAUUCUAUAGCAUGCUACUGAAAUGCCAAGUUCAGCUCCUUUGUCUUCUGAAGCAGAGGCUCCGUUUUCCCACAUGGCUGUCUGUGUGAGUGGACUGAGGCGUCCCGAGUCCGGGCUGGGGCUCCCCGUCCUCUCUAGUAGCUGGUGCCCACACUGCUGCUUACGGCUCCCACACUCGGUACACACAAGCUCACACCCACAACUCCGACCAAAUGUUUCUUUGCACAUUCUCCUUUACUUAGAGUUAAGGAUGGUUAGUUAAUAGACCCCUAAUUCUUCCUGUUACACUUUUGGAAAUUAUUUUACUUGAUUUUCUCUUAUAAUACCUUAAGUAAUUUGUUAUUCAAAGGUAAAAAUUGUGUUUCUGUGCAUUAAUGUGAUUGAGUAACAACAAAACAGUGCAGUGUUUUUUAGAACUCAGCUCGGUUUCCCCAUCAUGUCACUGCAGAAGUGUCCUUUUAAACAGAGCCAUGAAGACACGACCUUCACAGUUCUUUACUGUGCUAGGUGUUUGCAGUUUCACCUUGCUGGGGCUGAACAUGCCAAAGCAUUCUUUCCCCAGAAAACUCUGUUUGGGCGACUAGGUUAAAACAAAGCAAAGCAAAACAAAACAAAGCCACAGCUUUGUCAUAGGGGAGGAGGAAAAAAAAAAAACAGUCAAAACCUCACAUUUUUGCAUCAGUUUAUGUUUUUUGAUUAGACUAUCUUCAGAGAGCACAACCUUAUGUGUUUAUAGCUUUAAUUUGCAUUGUGUUAAUGAACCAGUGAAGUGCCUAGAGAGCUGCCCAGCACCUGGAGGACCCGGCAGCACUUGGAGGACUCAGCUGAGGCCUUUGCUUGAGGAAAGGUGACUGCAUUCUUCACACCCAUGCUAAUCUAGACUGUCCCUGUCUGUCACAGUAAGUCAUCCAGGGAACUUCCACAGAGAGCUCAUCUGGGGUCUCCUUGUUAUGUGGGUGACUUCUCUUAUGAAAGGCCUGUGGGCCAGUGUUCCCCUUCUAUCUGCCACCUUUUUCUGGAUGUUAGCUCCUUUUCCUUGAGAUUUUGUUCAGGAGAGGAAAACAAAGAUGGUUGUAGGCCUGUCAGCAAAGGUAGUUUUAGACUCCAGGAUCUUGUUUAAAAUCCUCCAUGUGAGGAAAAGGUUUUGAAGACAGGGUGGUUUCUUUAAAGAGACUAUUCAGAGAACCUGUGCCAGGUUUCUUGUGAUCUGUUGGGUGUGUGGGCUGUGUGCUCACCUUCUUUAGAUCGUUUGAACUACAAGGAAGUAUUUAGAAGGCUGGCAAAGCACAGGGGUGUCGUCCCAUGCUAAGAUUUUCAUUUAGGGUAGAGUUUAUUAUUAUUUUUUAAAAGUAAGUAUUAGAAACAGUUCCACUUCAUAGCCCCAUAUUUUGUGGAGGUGAACUGAAUGGCAGAUGGAAAUAGUUUUUAUGUACUGACUAAGAGGAGGAAUUCUCACAGAACCCUGAAUAAGCUUUAGACCAAAAGGGAAAAAACAAGGGUUAAGUACAGUGACCACUUACUUUUUGGUUUUGGUUUUUGUGUUGCCCCAGAAAUGUCAGUAGAGAUUGGGCUGUGGAAAUCAUUAGUGCCUUCAAUAGAUUUCUCUCCUAGAAAAGCUUCAUUUUAGUUCAUCAGGACCAGUCAAUAAUCAGGAGAAUAUGUGCAUAAAAACACAGCAAUGUAUUUAUGAACCUCAGUGAACCAGCCUCAGAAAGUUGACUUGUGAAGGCAGCCCCACCUCCGUGCAUUGGCAGAUACAGCAUUCCCGGUGUGCAUGCUGUUGUAAGAAUUUGCUGUCAACCCUCUUUAUCCAGCGCAAACUUGAAAUUCUGAUGCGGUUUUCCAGGGUGGCAUUUUUUUUUCCAGAGUAUUGAAUUUACGAUGUAGUAAUUUAUAGUGUAGCUUUUUAUACAUAAAUGUGAUAUUUUUAAAAGGAGCUACCUGACUCAGUCGGUGUAAUAACAGAGCCUAUUAUAAGCUGAGCUACACUUGGGGCUCACACUGUGCCAAACUUAAGCGUGCAAGUGUGUGUGAAAAGCACGUCUGAUUGUGAAGCCCUCAACUCCCUGCUCUGUGUGUUAAAAUCAGCCUGUAACCCAUAUUGGUUCUGUUUGGAAUCUCACAUUUGCCAGCAUCUAUGCUAGUUCCUAAUUUCUCAGAUCACUAUCAAAAACAUCUAGGAAGUCAGGCUUGGUGGCACAUACCUAUAAUCCCAGUACUUGGAAGCCUGAAGCAAGAAGAUGGUGGUUUUGAGGAUAGCCUGGGCUACAUAGUAAGUUCAAGGCCAGCCUGAGCUGCAUAGUGAUACCCUGUUUCAAAAACUAAAAAAAGAGAUGGAAAUAAAUAUGUAAGUACCCUUACAUGUGAAAGUGGGCGUGCCCACUUGUCUGUGGGAGUGGUUGGAAUGCUGCAGCCUGCCUAAGAAGUGGUUUCUCAGGCCAGAUUUCCUCAGGAAGACUCGAGAUACUCAAAGGGGAAAGGCUUUUGAGAUGAGACCACUUUUAAAAAUAUUCCUUGUCUCAGUCCAAGGAAUAAUGCGCCACCCCGUAGGGUGCUCUGUAAAUCAGAGGGUCGCUAACACCGAAUCUUGGCCUUUUGAACCAGUUUUAAACCCAAUAAUAGCACAGCUGUACAGGGCUAUUUUUAAAGAGAAAACUCAAGUAAGAUUUAUAUAAAGGUCAUGUAAAAUUUGAACCAGAGCCCUAUUUUGUUUGUGUCAUGUCUCCUAAAGAUUUUAAUAAUUCUAAGAUCUAAUGGAUAUCAUCCAGGGAAACACUUCCUCCCGCACCUCAGAAGGUUUGCUAAUCCAAAAUCCUAGACUUUAUGCCACACCAAAGUAAAUUUAUGAGUAAACAGUUAUAGAUUAUUACUCAAAAGUCAUCAGUUCCUGUGGCAAGUGCAUGCUAUAUGAUAGUAAGGCUCCUUUAAGCUCAAAGACAAGGAAAACAGAACAAAUCCCGUGUGAACCAUAAAAACAGUGUGUGCUGCGACAGGCAAAUGAGGUUUUUACUUUGUGUCGUGUUUUAAGGACAACUCUAAAUCACUGCUCUCAUUCUCUGUGAAAAGGACCAUCUUGUGUGGAAUAAAAACUUGCAAGAUGAUCCAAGUAAGCAUUCUUAGUGGUACCUCACCAGCAAGUGGAAAGGUAACUCCUCCAUAGGGAGGGCACUGUAAGCUUUGUGCCCGUGGCAACAGGAACCCUUUCUAGGUGUCUGGCACUCUGCACGGCUCUCAGUGGAGACGCAGAUGCAGACUCAGAGCAGGCCAUUACAUGAAUGUAUCCUGUCAGUCCACAGAGCUUUAACCCCAUGCACCUAUCUGCAGCUUAUCUCACUCCUAAUCUAACCCUGUCAAAAACACCAGCUGCUUAGGUAAGACCAAGAACAGAAAAGGCUGAUGUGAAGUGGCCUGGAGCAGAGCUGUGCAUCCAGGCUGAGUGUGAGGAAGAACCCUUGGAACCCAGAGCUGAGACUCUGGCUGUUCUUGGCAAAUGUAACUGCUAUAAAGGUGGAAGCUCCUACCAGCCUGUGUCCACCCUUUCCUGCCUUCCUCUUCCUCCAAGUGCCUCAGCCACUGCUCACAUUCCUUCCCUCCCUAAGUCUGUCUGGGUCUUAAUGCCUUUCACAAUUGCACAUCACCAGCCUCCUGCUAAUCAUCACCGGUAUGAUGUGUCUUUCUGAGUACAUUUUCCCCCAUCAUUAAAAACAUGCCUUUCCUCAACUCCCUUCAAGUCUCUUCACUGUCCAUCUCUGUUACCAGAUCUAUCACAGCAUCAAAUGUGUCCUGUCCACCCCCUGCUGUCUAUACCAUCUUCCCAGCUGCCAAAAUACCUUGCUGCCCUCUACCUCAUCCCCAAAGAGCCUAGAAACUCAGAGCACCCAGCCUUCUCGUGGGUUCAUUCUCUGCUGUUCAGUAAUACUAGUCCAUAUUUUAAAUAAACCAUAAAACCUUUGCCUUCUAUCUAUCAAAGUAGAAACCUUUAUAUUUAUACAUGAUACAGAAAUUGAACUAUUUCUACCAUGCAGAAUUUAACAUUUAGCAGGAACUCAGAGUGAUUGACUUGCUAGCCUAACUUGGUCUAUAUUAGAUGGUUAAAUACUGGUGAUAGACCCAGUCACUUGAAUGUAGAGUUAAAAUUCCCCAACAGUCCAGAUUAACCUAUAACUCUUCAGUGGGACAGGAGAUUUCUGGCAGACAAAUGAGGUAGUGUUUUAGACAACAGUUUCAUUGGUGGUUUUGGGGCCUUAAAACACAUUCUCAUAGAGGACAUCUAAUGAAAGGUGUUUAGAAGGUCAGAUUAGAUCAUAUUAGCCUAUUUGAUGUAUAAUGGAGAUAAAAAUCCCAAAAAAACUGGAUACAUCUGAAUUUGACUUAAUUAAGCUUCUAACCCCAACCCUCCUGUUCCCAAUAGGAGAAAACUUACCUUUUGUUGGCUUGUGUCUCGAUUCCCCCUGGCUGCUCUUCCCGUAUGUCCAGAUAGUGUCAUUAAGGAAGAGAAUGUUGUACUGAGGCAGGAAUGCAGUUUCUCCCCUCCAGCCAGGCUCCUAACAGGAGAUACACGUUCAUAUGUAGAUGGCUGGCUGGCCUGCCCUGUUUGGGAGUAGAUCUGAGAACUCUAAUGGUCUUCAGAUGUGUCCAUCCCAGGCAUGAACACUCCAACAGGACAAUGCCCAAUCCAUGCAUUUAAAGACCCAAGAGUGAAGCAGGUGCCUACUUGGGCAGUGGAUUGGUGCCCAACAUCAUGAGGAGUUCACUUAGCUUUAACUAAAUUAGCACCACACCGCCAUGAAGGCCAGAAUUGAAAGGGUAAAGGAAUGUCUGCCUCUGCAUGUGGAAAGCCUUGAGGUAACCCAGCCUGUGCUGUAAAGUAGCUUAUAGAAGGAGCAUCCCCCUUUAGAGUUCCUACAACCCCAAACAUUAGAAAUGGAAAUAUGAAAAAUAUAAUUUUAGUAUGUAAAAUUUUGCUAAAAUUGUCUAUUUCUUACUCAAAGUAACCUCUAAAAAUGAAUGUAUCAUUUUUACAGAAAGAAUGUUAAGAGAGAGUCUAUGGUCUUUAGUAUUAAAAUGUUGCUUACAGGUACCACUGAGUUAAAUGUACACAUUAUAUCCAGAAGAAACCAGAUUUCUUAAUUGAUCUUUACAAACUUUAACUGGCUCUCCCAGUCUGUAAAAGAACAAAAAGUAGAAUGAAGGAAAUGUGUCAGCUGGGUGGCCGAGGAUCUUUCCUUUCUAAAGCAGAGACCAUCUCUUUCCCGCCUCUCACUGGUUUCCCAGAAUAGAGCCUGAGCUUAAUGGUACCUGAGCACCAAGGAUGGUGAUCAGAUGACUGUACAUCUACUGCAGACAUUUCCUUUGCAUUUGGAUGUCUCUGCAGAAGAGGAAGUAGGGUUUUUCCUUCUUCUUUCUCGUCACAUUUACUCUUUUUACCCAAAACAAGAUGGAGAUUGGAAGCAAAUCCCAGACCACUUGGGCAUCUUCUUUAUACUAAUUGAAUAGGCACACACACAGUCUGGUCAAGGUAAACGAGAACCCUGUCAGGUCACCUUGGAAACAUGUCCUUGCCACUUGGCUUAGCUCCUGCAAACCUGAAAGAAACGUUCCUCAUCAUGGAAGAACUGGAUGUAGCUUUUAACUUAUGAAAUAGGAGUUGAACUUGAAAGCCUUUCUGAAUCCUGAUUGUGUAGGGCAGCUGCAUAAUGAAUGUACACAUGAAGACUGUAGCUGAGCUGCACGAGUCAGAUGCCAACUUCGUGACUUUCCCAUGUAGACAUCGUCUCCUUAAGUUGUGAGUGAUGUAUGUAGCAUGCUGUGAAGCACCUGUUCUAGUUCUUAACUCAUCAGUAUUAAUACGGAGUUACCCCUGCGUUCCUUGGUACUUUAUAUUCAAUGUAAUCAGAAGCUGUGAUGUAUCCCCUUCCUAGUCCCAUGCUUUGUUGCUGUAAAUUUCCUUAUGAAGCACGUGACUUUGGACUCAUGUAAGGUGGAUGAUCUUAAAGACUGCUACACACACACACACACACACACACACACACACACACACCAGUCUCUUAUUAUGUAUGGUUUUAAGUUAAGCUUUUCUCCAGUAGACUAUUGAUGCAGUUUAGGGGUCCACAAGUUCACUGUCAGGUGGCAGCCUCCUUUUUAUAGGUUCAACUCUGAGAAUAGCAAGCUUUAUCAACAGCCACUUCACCCUUGUUCUAGCAAAGCAGACCCUGCUGUAAAUGUAGGCUAUGGUGGUUACCCAUAAUGCCCUCCACAUGCAUCAGCAGUUAUGAAGAUGACAGAACCCAUGAGAGCUUCUUGUAUGUAUAAGUAGGCUUGAUUUUUGUUGUUAUGUUGCUGGUUUGGCAGUUUGACUAAAGCCGACCCCGAUGGGCCAGCUCGUGUAAUACUGUAGUGGAUUAAUGCCUCUCUUCUCGUUCUGCUGCUGUCGUUUUGUUUUGUGAGGGAUGGGUAAUAUUAUUUGAACAGAUAAAGAAGGAACUGUUAGUGAAUCAAGACAAACACACCUGAAAUAAAGGAGCUGUGUAUUAACCUGUUAACAAUUCAUAACUGCACUUUCUAUGACAUUUUGAAAAUCUAUUUAUAGGUACAGAACAAUGGGUUUUGUUAAACUGUAUCACGUUUAUACCUGCAGAAUUUAUUUCAUUGUUAUUAGUAGGAAUUUUAUUGGUUCAAUAAAAUUGGCAAAACUGA
Molecule: messenger RNA, 9175 nt
Organism: Mastomys coucha (southern multimammate mouse)
Lineage: Eukaryota; Metazoa; Chordata; Mammalia; Rodentia; Muridae
Gene: Sesn3
Product: sestrin 3
Exons: 11
Coding region: 543-1787 (414 amino acids)
Biological process (GO): cellular response to leucine starvation; positive regulation of macroautophagy; regulation of response to reactive oxygen species
Cellular component (GO): nucleus
Molecular function (GO): oxidoreductase activity, acting on peroxide as acceptor; L-leucine binding
Source: RefSeq, a predicted model, not a curated record